AUGAGUGAUUAUCCUGAUAUGGAUGAAGAAUAUGAGCUCAUGUAUUCAGAUGAACUGGAAUUAAUGAGAGAAGUGGAAGAUCAUUCAAAUACUAAUCCAGUCCUAAAAAAAGCAUUUCCUGCCAAACGAAGUCUGGACUUUUCGAGUCCCAGCAGACCGGCCAGAGAUAUUAUUAAUACACCUAUUCAUAGUACGCCUGUUUCAAAAAAUAUAGAAGAUAUACAAGAUGAUACACGACCCUAUAAACGAACUGCAGAGGAACUAUUUGGUGAUAUAGAUGAUAUUGAUUUUGAUUCUAUACAGCUACCAAGUAAAAAGCAAAAGACGGAGGAAGAAAAUGAUCUUGAACUUAUUAACAAGAUCCUUGAAAAAAGACGAUUAAGGCAAAUGUUAAAUGAGCCAAAUAUCAGGCUUCAAGCCGAUGUUUUAACUAACUAUUGUGUGAAAGAUAACCUCUCUCUUAAUAUACCUAGGUGGCCGUUUAUGCCCUUAACAAAUGACAAUGGUGACAGAGUGUAUGUGCGAUUAGAGUCUGAAGAUUCAUGGGACAUCUCAUUGGAUGCUUGUAGCAACGGAUUGACAUUACACUCUACAUUUGCCAGUGUUUGGGAUGAAGCUAGAAAAAUUUUUGAUAGUAAGGAACAACAAACCACUACCGAAGAGAAUGAAAACAAAGCUCCAGAAAUACCUACAAAUGGGAAUGCGGAGCUAUGGGUGGACAAGUACAGGCCAAGUUCUUAUGUAGACUUGUUGUCGGAAGAGCCUGUAAAUAGAGCUUUACUAUACUGGCUACAUUUAUGGGAUAAGAUAGUCUUCAAGAAGGACGUCAAAAUCAAAGAACCGCAACAGCAGAACAAAUUCAGUAAGCGAACUGGGCAGUUUCAAUUGACCAAUAAGUGGAAAGGUAAAAAAGAAACCGAGGUUGAUUUAGAUGAAGACGGAAGACCUCAUCAUAAGGUUGCGCUGUUAUGUGGGCCACCUGGAGUUGGGAAGACGACAUUAGCUCAUUUGCUGGCAAAGCUAGCAGGUUACAGACCCGUCGAAUUGAAUGCAUCGGACGAACGCAGUACGGAAGCGUUCCAAACAGCUCUUCAAAGUGCAACUCUUAUGAGAUCCGUUUUGGAUGCAGAUAAGAGGCCAAAUUGUCUUAUAUUAGACGAAAUAGAUGGAGCUCCGAUUCAAACAGUAGAGUUACUGGUGAAAUGGUGCACUGCUAGUAUGAAAAAGGAAGAAGGCAAGAAGAAAGGCAAAACACACCCACUGCGGAGACCAGUUAUAGCUAUCUGCAAUGACCUAUAUGCUACAUCGUUACGGCCGCUGAGGCCAAUAUCCCUAAUAGUGACCGUGAACUCGGUCAGCGCGGCUCGUCUUUCUGCACGUCUGAGCGCGGUGGCGAAGUGUGAGAGAUUGUCCAUCCCGCCUCGGCUGCUCACCGCGUUAGCUGCGCGCGCGCAAGGCGACGUGCGUAGCGCUCUACACGUGCUUAGCUUCUGCAGGGCGAGAGGAAAACCGCUGAAUAUAGAGGAUAUAGAGAACUCGUCGUUGGGUAUGAAGGACUGCAACAAGACGAUGAUGCAGGCACUGCAGUCCAUAUUCACUGUUGACGACAACGAUGCGAACGCUUGCCUUAAGACUGUCCAAGCGGCUGGCGAAUAUGACAGACUCGCAGAUGGCAUCUUCGAGAACUACAUAUUAGCGCGCGUCGAUGCCAGGAUGCACGUGGCCUGCGAAACCACCUCCUGGCUGCGGUUAUACGACUUAAUGUAUUCUUGGACGCUGAGGAAUCAGAACUAUUCCCUAUACGGCGCGUUGCCCUACUGUUUAUCACGGUGUCAUUCUGUGCUUGCCUCGCGACAACCUAUACGGGUCAAGUUUCCCAUGCAAGCGCAGGAAAUGAAUCGCAAAAAGACCGAGCUGGAGAGUAUAGUGGGGUCAGUCUGGCGAGGCAGCGCGCCCUCUGUCCUCGCGCCGAGGAAAACGUUAACCCUGGACGUUAUACCUCUCCUGCCUUAUUUGCUGUCACCGCAGCUGAGGUCCGCUAAUGUCCAGUUAUGUAGUGAAAGUGAAAAGAAAUCGGUCACGGUUUGCGCGGGAGCCAUGUGCGAUUACGGAUUGCAGUACGUGCAGCAGCGGGGCGCGGACGGGCUGUACGCCUUUGUGUUGGAACCCGAUGUGCAUAGAGCUGCUUUCUUAGGUAACGUCGAUCGAGUGAAGACCAGUCCAGCGGUGCGCCAAGCGAUAGCGCAAGAACAACAACUUGAAAUGAUUCGACGGAACGAUCAAAUGAUGACGAAGAACAGUAAGAAGAAAAAGACGAAAGAGGUUGAAAAAGCGAAAAGUGAAGUAAAGUUGCCCAACCACCUGCAAAGGCUGCAGCCGAAGACAGUGGAAAAGACAACUCCGCAGGUUCACAAAGACUUCUUCGGCCGGAUCGUUCCUCUGGCUCAAGCGCAGAAACAAGGCGCAGUAUCCGAUGCGAUAUCGUCGAGCGAUGUCUUCUAUCAGUACAGAGAAGGGUUUAACAAUGCUGUCAGAAGGAAUGUCCGAAUGCGGGAUUUGCUGUGA
Messenger RNA from Leptosia nina, 2565 nucleotides. NCBI's taxonomy places the organism in Eukaryota, Metazoa, Arthropoda, Insecta, Lepidoptera, Pieridae. The record is from the annotation of a GenBank genome assembly.